ACGUUUUAAAUUCGCCAACGCUGCUGGCGUACCUCAUUAGGACCGGUAUCAAACAUGGCGGAGAUUAGUCCUGUGAAAAAUUUCUUCGCCGGUGGUUUUGGUGGUGUAUGCCUUGUUUUUACCGGUCACCCACUGGAUACCAUCAAGGUUCGGUUACAGACACAGCCACUACCGGGACCAGGCCAGUCAGUGCUCUAUAAAGGUACUUUUGACUGCGCUCUUAAGACCAUAAGAAAUGAAGGUGUACGAGGUUUAUACAAAGGAAUGGGAGCCCCAAUCAUGGGAAUAGCUCCAAUUUUUGCAAUCUGUUUCUUUGGCUUUGGAGUGGGAAAGAAACUACAGCAGAAGCACCCUGGGGAAGAGUUGACAUAUCUUCAGUUAUUCAAUGCUGGAAUGUUGGCAGGUGUGUUCACCACAGUCAUCAUGACUCCCGGGGAGAGAGUCAAGUGUCUUCUUCAGAUCCAAGCAGCUGAAGGCACAGCUAAAUACAAAGGACCAGUUGACUGUUUCCGUCAAAUCUACAGGGAAUCCGGUUUGUUUAAGGGUGUUUACAGAGGAACAUUAGCAACUCUGCUUAGAGAUGUUCCUGCCAGUGGUGUUUACUUCAUGACCUAUGAGUGGCUGAAAAAAACUCUUACACCAGAAGGAAAAAAACCCACUGAUUUGAGUGUUGGUAGCAUAUUAUUUGCUGGUGGUAUGGCAGGCAUUUUCAAUUGGGUAGUGGCAAUUGGUCCAGACACCCUCAAAUCUAGGUUUCAAACAGCUCCUGCUGGUAAAUAUCCCAAUGGUAUUCGUAGUGUCUUUACAGAAUUAGUAAGAAAUGAAGGUAUCUUUGCCAUUUAUAAAGGAAUCACUCCUGUCAUGUUGAGAGCAUUCCCUGCCAACGCAGCUUGUUUUGUUGGAUUUGAAGUUGGUAUGAAGUUUUUAAAUUGGGCAUUACCGGGAUGGUAGGCUGUGUGGAGAACUGUAUUACUAUCCAUGCAUCCAACAUACCAUGUACGCACACUUGUUUUAAAUCUUUUGGUGCUUCCAUGUUUCUGAACAUACACUGAUCUGAUUGAAAUGUGUAUGUAUUUAAUAAGUUUGGGCUAAGUAGUCUGUGCCGUAAAAUCUGUAUUAGAAGCCGCAUCCUUAAUAGAAGCCGAACUUAUUCUUUUUGAAAAAUUGAGAACAAAAAAAUCACCAUUUCUCAUAUGUUUAGGUCCUUUAAUAGAAGUUACAUCCCUUUUGUAGCAUUGUAUCAUUUUAAUACAGAAUUUGCAAACAUUUUGCUGAAUUGUCUAUUUGUUCACUAUAUACUGUAAAACACUUUGAAAUAUCUACAUGUCAUUUUUAGUGAAUUUGAACAAAAUCUUAAUUUAGCUAAAGUGUCAACAAUCUCAUUAUGAGAAUAUACUUUAUUCUAAAUUAGCAACAUCUUGAAUUAGCGAAAUUAUAGCUUACCGGUAGCUAAAUUAGCUACAAUGAUAUGCUAGCUAAAAAGACAUGUUUUACAGUACUUUAUUUAAUUUAAUCAAGCUUGUAAACCAUGCUUCUCAUUACACUUAAUUAAAGUAGAGCAUUCAUUAGUUAAUAUCAUCAAUCCAACACAAGCCUGCAAAAUACAUCUUAGUUCAGUCAGAUAAUGUGAAUGUACUGUGCUCCAGGAGUUUAAGAAUUUGUUUGUCACAUCAGGUAUUUUUAUUCCAAAUCAUAAUAAAUAAAAGGUUCAUUAACAAU
Molecule: messenger RNA, 1719 nt
Organism: Saccoglossus kowalevskii
Lineage: Eukaryota; Metazoa; Hemichordata; Enteropneusta; Harrimaniidae
Product: mitochondrial carnitine/acylcarnitine carrier protein-like
Biological process (GO): carnitine transmembrane transport; mitochondrial transport
Cellular component (GO): mitochondrial envelope
Molecular function (GO): O-acyl-L-carnitine transmembrane transporter activity
Source: RefSeq, a predicted model, not a curated record